Molecule: messenger RNA, 1045 nt
Organism: Gadus morhua (Atlantic cod)
Lineage: Eukaryota; Metazoa; Chordata; Actinopteri; Gadiformes; Gadidae
Product: E3 ubiquitin-protein ligase TRIM47-like
Exons: 1
Coding region: 1-669 (222 amino acids)
Molecular function (GO): zinc ion binding
Source: RefSeq, a predicted model, not a curated record
AUGGCCUCUGCUUCUUCCUGGUGUGAGGUAAACUUUUCAUGUUCCAUCUGUCUGGAAGUGUUCAAAAGCCCAGUUUCUACACCAUGUGGACACAACUUCUGUAUAACCUGUAUUACAAAGUUCUGGGAUGACCAAGUCCAGUACAAAUGUCCAGUUUGUAACCAGAUUUUCCCCACAAGACCUGAUUUACAGGUUAAUACCUUCAUAUCAGAGAUGGUUAAUCAGUUCAGAACCUCCGUACCAGUCAAAGAGCUUCCUUGUGUUGAAACAGGAGAAGUUCCCUGUGACGUCUGUACUGGGACCCAGCUGAAGGCUGUGAAGUCCUGCCUUGUGUGUUUUAUCUCUUACUGUCAGACGCACCUGGAGCCUCAUCAGAGAGUCGCAGGCCUGAAGAAACAUCAGCUGGUCGAGCCUAUGGACCGUCUGGAAGACAGGAUGUGUAAUAAUCACUAUCAACUUCUGGAACUCUUCUGCCAGACUGAACAGGUGUGUGUGUGUCUGUUGUGCACAGAGAUGGACCACAAGUCCCAUCCUGUUGUACCUCUAAUGGAGGAAUAUGAAGUGAAAAUGGCCCAGCUGGGGAAAAUAGAGUAUGAGGUCCAGCAGAUGAUCCAGGAGAGAAAACAAAAAAUUCAGGAGAUCAGACACAGUAAAAUGCAGCAGAGCUGACGCAGACAGAGUCAUAGCCAAUGGUGUCCAGGUCCUCAAUGCUUUGACACGCUGCAUUGAAAAGUGCCGCGCUGAUCUCAACCAAACUGCUGAUAAACUGAAAUCCACAGAGAAACAAGCUGACGGCCUCAUCAAAGAGCUAGAGCAGGAAAUAGAAGUGCUGACCAAUAGAAGCUCAGAAGUGAAGCAAUUCUCACACAGUGAAGACCACCUCCACUUCCUCCAGACCUUCAUGUCCCUGAAGGAUCCUCCACUCACUAGGGACUGGACGACAGUGGAGGUCAGUCAUCCGUCCUACGUAGGGAUCUUGAGGAGAUCCCUGGAUCAGCUUGAGGAGACACUGAAAAUGGAGCUUUCUGUCUUGAAAUCAACAAAA